AAGCAAACUCAGAGCUAGUGAGGCGGCCAUGGAGGGCUCCUCCUUUGUCCAGCACAGCGUGCGCGUCCUGCACGGCCUCAACCAGCAGCGACAGAGCGGCCAGUGCUGCGACGCCACGCUGGCCCUGGGCCCCCACAUCUUCCGGGCCCACUGGAGUGUCCUGGCCUGCUGCAGCCCCUUCUUCCGGAGCCUCUGCAACACUGGAGGCAGCACUUCCAGCACCGUCACCCUUCCGGAGGCCUUCGCGGGAGCCUUUGCCCUCCUCCUGGAUUUCUUCUACACGGGGCACUUGGGGGUCACCCCGGAGAACCGAGAGGGGCUCCUGCAGGCCGCCAAGGAGCUCUGUGUCCCCGAAGCUGUUCGCUUGUGCCAGGAGUCCGGGCCGGAGGAGGAGGCGGAAGAGGGCACCCUUGAUAGAGAGGCAGCCCCCAAAGAGGACACUGUGGCCCCCCAACUCCAAGGGGAGCAAGCGGGGAGCCCCUGCGUCCUUCAGGAAGAGUUGGAUCCCCAAGCAGACAAAGCCAAGGGGCAAGAAGGACCGCUGGAAAGUCAAAACACCGAAAUGGAUGCCAGGCAGGAGCAGGAAACGCAGGAAGAGGCUCCGGGUUCACGUGAUAGAAGAGAGGGAAGCGAAAGAGGGACGGAGGCGGCGGACGAGGGCGAUGCUCCCAGGAGUAGGGGCACGACGAGGCCCAAACGGAAGUCCUCGAAAGUCACUGGGAACCUCCAUGUUUUGGAAGCUGCGGAGCUUGGAAACCGCCGGGGUGGUGGUGAGCCAGUUGAGUGCCCCACCUGCCACAAGUCCUUCCUCAGCAAGUACUACCUCAAAGUCCACAACCGGAAACACACUGGCGAGAAGCCCUUUGAGUGCUCCAAGUGUGGGAAGUGCUACUUCCGGAAGGAGAACCUGCUGGAGCAUGAAGCCCGGAACUGCAUGAGUCGCUCGGAGCAGGUAUUCGCCUGCUCGGUCUGUCAGGAGGCCUUCAAGAGGCGGGUGGAGCUGCGGCUGCACAUGGUCGGCCACACCGGAGAGAUGCCCUACAAGUGCUCUUCUUGCAUCCAGCAGUUCAUGCAGAAGAAGGACCUGCAGAGCCACUUGAUCAAGCUCCACGGGGCCCCCAAACCUCAUGCGUGCUCUUCCUGCGCCAAGUGCUUCCUCUCGCGGACGGAGCUGCACCUGCACGAGGCCUUCAAGCACCGCGGGGAGAAGCUCUUUGUCUGCGAGGAGUGCGGCCACCGGGCCUCCAGCCGCAACGGCCUGCAGAUGCACAUCAAGGCCAAGCACAGGAACGAGCGGCCGUACGUCUGCGAGUUCUGCCAGCACGCCUUCACUCAGAAGGCCAACCUCAACAUGCACCUCCGGACUCACACCGGGGAGAAGCCCUUCCAGUGCCACCUCUGUGGCAAGACCUUCCGCACCCAAGCCAGCUUGGAUAAGCACCACCGGACGCACACAGGGGAGCGGCCCUUCAGCUGCGAGUUCUGUUCCCAGCGCUUCACGGAGCGGGGCCCGCUGCUGCGCCACGUGGCCAGUCGGCACCAGGAAGGCCGGCCCCACUUCUGCCAGAUCUGCGGGAAAACCUUCAAGGCGGUGGAGCAGCUCCGUGUCCACAUCCGGAGGCACAAAGGUGUGAGGAAAUUCGAAUGCACCGAGUGUGGCUACAAGUUCACCCGACAGGCCCACCUGCGGCGCCACAUGGAGAUCCACGACCGGGUGGAGAACUACAACCCCCGGCAGAGGAAGCUGCGCAACCUGGUCAUCGAAGACGAGAAAGCUGUGGCGGUGGCCCUGCAGCCCCUCGAAGGCGAGGAGGAGGAGGAAGGGGAGGAAGAGGAAGCGGGCUCCUCCUCCGCCACCGAGGUCAUGGUGGAGCCGCUUCCGGGACAGAUCACGCCAGAAGAGGACUGCAAGACGUAGCACUCGGCCCCCGUGUAGAGCCCCCUCCCCAAAUUAAAAAAAAGACCCAUUAA
Messenger RNA from Anolis sagrei ordinatus, 1971 nucleotides. The record is from RefSeq and is a predicted model, not a curated record. Lineage: Eukaryota; Metazoa; Chordata; Lepidosauria; Squamata; Anolidae.